AGCCUUCCGCAUUAUCAGUCAAGCUGCAGCCGCCAGCGCGGAUGUACGACUAUGCGCCAGUUGCUUUUAGGGGGCCGUGGUGGCUUACUAGGUAGCGAUGUCUUCCUGCUUCUCGGGCCAUACGACUGGCAAGCGCUCAGAGCCACGCACAAGCACCUGGGCAGGUGGCUCAGCGCCGACGAGUUCCGGGGGCUGUUCCGGAGGCGCCUGCAGGAUCGCGUCGCGUCCUGUGGUGGCCUGGGUCGGCAUCGCCCGGCGGAGGAAGAGCAAGCCCUGGCUUCCCUGGAGCCGCUUCUUGCCAUCGCCGCGGCGGUGGACACCGCAGUGGACGUCCUUGAGGACGCGGCAGCGCACCCAAGGCUGGCCGACGUGGGGGCCGGCCCAGUGUGCGAGGCGCUCCGGCGGCUGCACAGCCUGGCGCUGCGUGAUCGCCUGCCGAUGCCGCGCGAGCGCUCUGGCCGGCGAUCGCCGCUGCUGAGGCGGAUUCUCCGCAGUUUCGCGUCGCUGCGGGGGCUCAUGCCUGGCCUGGUGGCGCUCCUGACCGCGUUCCCAGCGUCGGCCAUGUCGGCCGCCCUCUUUGUUGCCACCUGCGAGGUGUUGGUGAGCCUGAUCCACAACACCAAGGAGUCGAAGCGGGCCUUCGUGGCCACGGGAGGUAUGCGGGGGCUGCUGUUCCACAUGCAGGCCCAGCCCGACGACGCGGCCAUGCAGGCCGCUGGCCUGGCGGCUCUGCUCGCGCUGUCGGCGCGGUCGGUCCUCUGCAUCAGGCUGAUGGCCGGCGCGGGCGUGCACGAGGCGGUCGCGUCGGCCCUGCAGCGGUUCCCGAGCGACGCCAAGGUGGUGGCCCGCGCGACCGGCCUGCUGGCCAACAUGUCCAACGUGGCCAACGUGUGCCCCGCUCUGCAGCGCUGCGGCGUGCUGGCCCUCGCGCGCCAGCUGCUCGGGCGCGAGGACCCGCGCGCCUCGCCGUUCGUGCAGGACUUUGUGAGGUACCUGCUGGCCAACCUCGCGCAGCACGACCUCGCGCCCGUGGGCGAUGCCGGAUGAUCCCGGCCCUCGCCCCCCCCCUCCCAACCAUCGGGGAGACUCGGGGCGUGCUCUGAAGGCUCAGCAGCCUGAAUUUACCGCGCGCGGCGUGCGCGCGCCGGCUCGUC
Messenger RNA from Prorocentrum cordatum, 1154 nucleotides. The record is from the annotation of a GenBank genome assembly. NCBI's taxonomy places the organism in Eukaryota, Dinophyceae, Prorocentrales, Prorocentraceae.